CAUCACAGAAGCCAUGACAAGAAGGGGCUGCUGGCCACACAGGAUCAUCUUCUCCCUCGUACUGUUGACUUGGACACACGUUACUUUAGCAGCACUUAUCAGAUCACAUACCUUUUCUAACUGGCCUAAGCCCCCAUGCAAAAUGUAUUACCCAAUAGACCCUGAUUAUGAAGCAAACUGUCCAGAUGUGAUAGCGCUUGUUUGUGCUACCAAUGGCUUGAACUACAAGAACGAGUGCUUCUUUUGCAUUGAUCGGUGGGAGUUUGGACCUCACAUCGAGUUUGUCAAAUAUGGAAAAUGUGAAUAGCAAUUAACCGAACACCUUCAUUUGUUUAUUCUUUUCACUUCAUUCUGGGAUUUAUUUCUUUGGGAGUUUGAGGUGUUUAAUUUACCAAUUUUAUGCAUCCCUGUGCCGUACCCAAAUUUCAAGCCAAAUGGAAAACAAAGGAUUCCAAAAAUGAGAAAAGAAGUCAUAUUUGUUGCAAAUAAACGUCU
Messenger RNA from Rattus rattus (black rat), 495 nucleotides. It is a transcript of the gene Spink13, whose product is annotated as serine peptidase inhibitor Kazal type 13. The record is from RefSeq and is a predicted model, not a curated record. NCBI's taxonomy places the organism in Eukaryota, Metazoa, Chordata, Mammalia, Rodentia, Muridae. The transcript is spliced from 4 exons. Gene Ontology annotation, molecular function: protein binding. The coding region runs from base 14 to 307 and encodes 97 amino acids.